UUUUUAGCAUAUCCUGUUGCGUUGUGUUGCGUAGCUAUGAAAUGCUGGUGCAGUUCGCAUGCAGUCAGUGAAAGGGCGCAUACAAGUCACAAUUAAUAAGAAUUCAAAGUCAAUAACGAAAUAUAUUCACACAAAAACAAAUGCAAGACUAACUAAAAAUAUAAAGUUCAACGUUAUUAAGUGAUAAAAUAAAAAAUAUAUUAAAAAUAAAAAUCUAAAUUAAAAAAUAAAAACACAACAUUCACUGCGUACUGCGCCAUGUCUUCAGCGUUUGGUGUGCGUGGCAUUGGACAGAGUUUCGGCAUCAAGCUUUGUUGUUGCCGUGUGUGUACCUGUGUAAAUUUUGGUUUUGUUAGUUCACGUGUGGGUCUUAUAAAAAUAUUGCAACUUGUGUUGGCUACUUUGUGCGAAGGGCUGCUGGUGCGUUAUGGUGUGCCAGCUGCAGAUACUAUUGGACAAGCAUUGACCAGCAUGCUGACCACGACCGCCUAUUGCUUCACAACCACAGCCAUACUGAUGAUAUGCUAUUGCUUCUCGGAGAAAUCUUCAAGCCUAAUUCGACAAUCGCUCUUUGAGACCCUUUUCAAUGCCGUCGCUUGCAGCAUGUACUUCAGCUCCGCCAGUUAUAUGGGAUUUGCUUGCGUGGUGUGGUUGCAACCGCAAUUUCUGAUACGUCCCGGUUUUUGGGCAUACCCAGCCAUGACAGCGGUAUAUUACAUUGGAUAUGCCGCAGGUAUAUUACAUGCCAUUGAUGGUUAUUUAGCUUUUAGAUAUUACAGAGGAUGUCGUUAGCUCAAUAGUUUG
This is a messenger RNA of Anastrepha ludens (Mexican fruit fly), 804 nucleotides long. It is a transcript of the gene sing, whose product is annotated as protein singles bar. The coding region runs from base 259 to 792 and encodes 177 amino acids. Gene Ontology annotation, cellular component: membrane. The record is from RefSeq and is a predicted model, not a curated record. The transcript is spliced from 3 exons. NCBI's taxonomy places the organism in Eukaryota, Metazoa, Arthropoda, Insecta, Diptera, Tephritidae.